Molecule: messenger RNA, 635 nt
Organism: Rhodamnia argentea
Lineage: Eukaryota; Viridiplantae; Streptophyta; Magnoliopsida; Myrtales; Myrtaceae
Product: E3 ubiquitin-protein ligase RNF181-like
Exons: 1
Coding region: 16-567 (183 amino acids)
Biological process (GO): protein ubiquitination
Cellular component (GO): cytoplasm
Molecular function (GO): ubiquitin protein ligase activity
Source: RefSeq, a predicted model, not a curated record
GUCUCGCGCGAAGAGAUGUAUGAGUUCUCGUUCCCUGCCGAUCAGCUAUCGCGAGACGCCGCUGGGGAGCAGAACGUGCGGGACAUGUUGACAGAGGUGGGCGUGAUGUACACCCGCCACCACGAGUUCAUGGUGCAGAUGGUGCUGAGCAGGGCGGCCUCCAUGGCGGGCGAUGAGCGCAAUAGGGAGGCGAAGGUCUUGCCGAUGCGGGUCUCUAUCUCGUGUGCCGACCCCCGCAUUCACAGGGAGCUAAUGAUGAGCGAGGAGGAAGAGGACGAGGGGCUCGCCACGUCCUACGACGAGGGCGAGGACAUGGACACCAGCGAGGACAGCGACGAGGAGGAAGCGGCGAUGAUCGGGCAGUGGUUGGCGGGGCUGAUGGAGGUGGAAGCGACGGAGAGAAGCGUGGACUGCGCUAUCUGCUGCGAAGAAAUUAUCGUGGGUUCGACGGCGAGUUCCAUGCCUUGUUGCCAUGUUUAUCACCGCGGGUGCAUCGCGAAGUGGCUCAAGAACAGUAGAACUUGCCCGCUGUGCAGGUUCGAGUUGCCUUCGACAUAUUAUCAUUAGGAAUUGUCUGCAUCGGCCCGCUGGGAAUCAUUGAAUUUUCUCUUUUUUUUUUUUUUUUUGGAAUGGGA